ACUUCCUGCCACUAUCUUCAAACCGGCCCUCCACUCUCUGCCACCAGUCGCUAUUCGAGUAAAAUAAUGCCAGGUAUAAUAUACCACAACUGCGUUUUUGCUAAUAGCUCAAACAUCCUUAUACCCGCGAAUUGAGAUGUCCCAUCUCCAGGCCGCUGAUACCACCGAUAAAUUGGUCCUCUGGGAUUUGAAUUCCAAGUUGCCGCAACCACAAUGGUCUCCCAACACCAUGAAAGUCCGCUCGGUCUUGAAUUUCAGAUGUAUUCCCUUUGUGACCAAGUUCGUCACAUACAUGGAUUUUCCGGGGAUGCUCGAACAGGCAGGAGGGAAGCCAUGGCCCGAUGCCCCUCACUAUACGUUGCCUGCUAUUAGCCACAAAGGCUGCAUAGUCAUGGGGAGCGACGAAAUAGUGGAGUACUUGGAGAAGGAGUUUACUCUUGAACCAAGCGUUUUCUUUAGCAUAGAUGCGUUGGCCGAGUCCAAGGCGCUUAACAGGAUGGCACCAUCUGUCUACAAGGCGACCGCUGGUAUCGUUGGUGCGUUUACUUACAAUAUUUUACUAGAAUCGGAUCUCCAAUGCUACCGUGACAUAUACUCGAGGUUUCAGAUAGACAUUACCCAAAUUUUGAAGGACCCGGAAGCUAUACAGGAGCAAUGGACCGUGGCACAGAAGUUCCUUAAUGAAUUUGAAGGAUUCACAUCUAAGGAUUUUACGCCACAGCAGUUGAGUUGCUUGAAAAGCGGAGAGUAUUUAUUUGGCAACCAUUGCAGCUACGCGGAUCUUCAUUAUUUUAGUUUGGUUUUUUGGGCGGUGACAUCGUACCAGCAGUAUUCAGGCGGAAAAACUGAGUUGAUUACAGAUGGAUGGUUGAGGGGAUGGUAUGACAGAAUGUCCAUCUACAAAGUGUAGCAUAUUAAAUAUUGUCUUGAAUCUGAAAAUACAGUCGUAGUUUCUCUGGGGGCUGGCAGAUUUAUGAUCGAUAUUAGUAUUUAUCGGCUAAACCGGGUAUGAUGCUGUUUACAUCAUAAUCGUGUAGUUAAUACACAAGCUUUAAACUCG
Molecule: messenger RNA, 1060 nt
Organism: Babjeviella inositovora NRRL Y-12698
Lineage: Eukaryota; Fungi; Ascomycota; Pichiomycetes; Serinales
Exons: 1
Coding region: 137-910 (257 amino acids)
Source: RefSeq, a predicted model, not a curated record